Messenger RNA from Linderina pennispora, 426 nucleotides. Its product is annotated as mitochondrial import inner membrane translocase, subunit Tim17/22. Gene Ontology annotation, biological process: protein insertion into mitochondrial inner membrane. The transcript has a single exon. The record is from RefSeq and is a predicted model, not a curated record. Bases 1 to 426 code for a protein of 141 amino acids. Gene Ontology annotation, cellular component: TIM22 mitochondrial import inner membrane insertion complex. NCBI's taxonomy places the organism in Eukaryota, Fungi, Kickxellomycota, Kickxellomycetes, Kickxellales, Kickxellaceae. Gene Ontology annotation, molecular function: transmembrane protein transporter activity.
AUGGACGAGCGGGCGGCGGCGGCCAAGGUAACCGAUUCGUGUGCAUUCAAAGCCGGGUUCAGCGGUAUCGCCGGUUUCGGUAUCGGAGCGGUGUUCGGGCUGGUUCUGUCUGGAAUCGAGUUCUCGUCGCCAGUAGACACAUCGGCAACAACAAAACAGCAGAUCAAACAGGUGUUCAAGGACAUGGGUGCCAAGAGCUACUCGUCAGCCAAGAACUUUGCAGUAAUGGCCGCCAUCUACUCGGGGUCCGAGUGCAUGAUCGAGAGCUACCGGGCGCGCAACGACAUCUACAACAGCAUUGCGGCUGGAUGCGUGACGGGCGGCACGCUGGCAGCCAGGACGGGUCCGAAGGGCAUGGCGGCUGGAUGCGCGGGCUUUGCGGCCUUCUCGGCAGCAAUCGACUGGUAUAUGCAUAAGGAUGACUAG